This is a messenger RNA of Prorocentrum cordatum, 300 nucleotides long. NCBI's taxonomy places the organism in Eukaryota, Dinophyceae, Prorocentrales, Prorocentraceae. The record is from the annotation of a GenBank genome assembly.
AUGUUGGGCCUUCUACAAACAUCCAUUGACGUCGAGACUCUGGGAUGGGUCACUUUUGGCAAGGUCGGGCUCAAAGUCGUUCAUGGACGCACGGGCAGUGGCCUCGCGUAUUUGAAUAUAUACGUGAAGCAUUUGGAGCGGUCAGGAUUUGCCGUCGGAGGUCUACUUGGCGAAGACGACCACGACGACGUAAUCGCCCCUACAGAGGAAUGUGCCAAGCGUUUGUUCCUGAGUGAUGACGUGGAGACACGCAGCCGGGCCCCUUCAACGUUCUCAGUCGCAACCGCAAGCCUCGCCUGA